AUGAGGAGGAUCUCCGCGGCGGCGGUCUCGACUCCAACAUUCGCCGCGUCUGCGUUUACGUAUGGCGCUAGCCCCAGACGGCACUUGCGCACCUACACGCCGCUUUGCCGCGAACCUGCACCAGCCGAUGCCCGCAUCAAAGGUCUGGGCAAAGAGAUAGCCGAUGAAUAUGCCCUGUUGCGGGACAGCUACCAAGCCCCCAAAUACCCCAUCGUGUUAGCCCACGGACUCCUAGGCUUUGCCGAGCUCCGACUGGCCGGCUCCUAUCUCCCGAGCAUCCGUUAUUGGCACGGGAUCCAAGAGGCCCUGACCGCCCACCAUGCCGAGGUCAUCACCACUUCGGUACCCCCCAGCGGCUCCAUCGAGACCCGCGCAGCCAAACUCGCCGAGGGCAUUGAGGCCCAGGCCCACGGCCGCAGCGUCAACAUCGUUGCCCACAGCAUGGGUGGUCUUGACGCCCGUUACAUGAUCUCCCAGCUACGCCCGUCCUCUGUCGACGUCAAGUCCCUCAUCACCGUGGCCACCCCACACCACGGCAGCCCCUUUGCUGAUUACCUCCUGGACGGCAUUGGCCCAGACUACCUACCGCGUCUGUACGAGCUGUGGGAACGUACCACCGGUUGGGAGCCCCGCGCGUUUUCCCAGUUAACGACCAGGUACAUGGCCGACGAGUUCAACCGCAAGACUCCGGACGUUGAAGGGGUGCGGUAUUUCUCGUAUGGCGCUGCGGUGAAGAACAAGCCGCCGCUGCUGAGUCCGUUCCGCCACUCUCAUGGCGUCAUUGAGCAGCUUGAGGGGCCCAACGAUGGGCUGGUCAGCGUUGAGAGCAGCAAGUGGGGGACUUACAAGGGGACGCUCCUGGGUGUGAACCAUUUGGACUUGAUCAACUGGAGCAACCGGUUAAGAUUCACCGUGCAAAAGUGGAUGGGCCAUCCACCGUCGUUCAAUGCGGUAGCCUUUUACCUCGACCUUGGCGAGAUGCUUGCCAAGGAAGGAUUGUAG
Messenger RNA from Dichotomopilus funicola, 1002 nucleotides. RefSeq names its product triacylglycerol lipase. The record is from RefSeq and is a predicted model, not a curated record. Bases 1 to 1002 code for a protein of 333 amino acids. The transcript is spliced from 4 exons. Gene Ontology annotation, molecular function: triacylglycerol lipase activity. Gene Ontology annotation, biological process: lipid metabolic process. NCBI's taxonomy places the organism in Eukaryota, Fungi, Ascomycota, Sordariomycetes, Sordariales, Chaetomiaceae.